GUGUAACUGCGUACACGUUGUGUACAUGUGUAUCUACUAUACUGCUGUAUACGUGCUGCGUGCUCCACCGUGGACGCAGGUGCAUCUGGGUGCAUCGCACGCAUAUCCGUGGCCAUCAUCGGCGAGGUUAUAAUACGCGUUCGCUUUUUUUUUUCCCCGAUAAAAUGAAGAGAUCGCCGUUGAACAAUGCUGUGCACGGCGGUCGGCCGAGGCACUCGCCGUACAACUGGAAGAAUACGCACGAGAGCGCGUGCGGUAGAGGUUAUCAUGCCGCGGAGGGUAGCAGCUACCAGCGUUUCCCCGCGGGAAGUGCGGGGCCGCAGCCCCCCCGCGACGACAAUUUCAUCCCCCUGGACGUCAGCACGCCCAAGUACAACGCCGGCAAUCACUCGUCGGCUAACAACCGGUACAGCGGACGCGGCAGUCCGAGCGGCGGUGGAUGGUACAACAAUUACAGGGGCAAUUAUCACGCCACGCCGAGGUCGAACUGUGGCAAUCGGUACCCCGCCUACAAGCACUCCCCCAAGCAGUUCCGCGGGCAGAAAAGAAAGGACUACAAAGGAGCGCACAGGCAGGUGAAUAUAUCGGCGUACGUGGACAUGAAUUCCUUCUUGGAAGAUCCCUGGCAGGAUCUAGUCAAAAAAUUAGAUGACUCGAAAGGCACGAGUAGAAGUGAAUCAUUAUCCAAUUCAAAAUUGGUGGAUAGCGAUUUGGUGGAAAGAUCUAGAAGCGAACUUUCGAAGGAUUCGAACCUGGACGACUCGCAAUGCAGCCGAGAGUGUGAAGACGCGGACACGAGUUUUGAAAUGAAUACAGAUGUCAGUCAGAUAACAAAAGUUAACAGUUCGAUAGAGUCGGAUAUCGGUGAUGUGUGCUCCAGUCAGGAUUCGCUAAAUGACAGCACGUGCAACGCCGGUAGGAUUUGUGCAGCUAUGCGAGAGGACAGUAUUCAUUCGAAUGCAUCAUUGACGGAUAUUAACCAGAAAGAUAUAUAACGAUAACGAAGAAGUGCAUUAUAAGAGAGAAUGCAUUACAGUACACGAAAAGUAUAUACAAUUGUUGUACAUAUGAUCAUGUACUUUUGUAUAUAAAUAUUGUAUAUAAGUGUACUUUUGUAUAUGUAAAUAUUGUAUACACAUUUAUUUUAUAUUCUCGCCAUCAAUUUACUUCUCUAUAUAUGCACAUGUUUCUCAUGAAUAUAAUUAAUAUUAUUUACAAUUGUAAAUAAACGCGAUAUGUAAAUUAUAUUCAAUAUCGUGAAUGGAUUAUGUAAAUUAAUCAAAUUUCCAAGUAUACUCGUAAAUCUAAUUUCGUAAAAUAUUUAGGCUUGGAUCUUUAAACUUAAAUUCAAAAUAUAAUUUGAUUAUGUACUCGAUUAUAUAAUUAGCAAGAUUUAUUUUUAUAUAUUUGUAAUAUUACUUUUUGAUAAAAAUUAGUUACAUUUAGAUUAGAAUGUAUACUGCAAUGUAUAUUGUUGAAUAUAAGCAGUGUUACCUCCAGCCUGAUUGCAAUGAAUAAAGCUUAUUUCUUUUUAUGUGAUAACUAAUUUUAAAUGUUAAAUAUAAAAAAUAUUCUAUGUAUCUAUAACAUAAAGAUGAAUCGGACGUCGACUCGUCGACGUUGAAAAAUUAAAAUGGAAUAAAAAAUAUAUCAUAAA
Molecule: messenger RNA, 1657 nt
Organism: Wasmannia auropunctata (little fire ant)
Lineage: Eukaryota; Metazoa; Arthropoda; Insecta; Hymenoptera; Formicidae
Exons: 2
Coding region: 165-995 (276 amino acids)
Source: RefSeq, a predicted model, not a curated record